AUGCCUCUACCAUACGAAUACCAUCCCACUACCGGUCACGACACAGAUCCCGAAGAUGAUCUUGACUUAGAUGAACUGGACUAUGCUAGCCCAAAGCCCAAGCCUCGAUCCGCGAACGCUCGAUCUUCACCAUGGCAUCCUACUCCCACGAUCAACUCUGUGCCUCUGAAGCCCAUGCUUGAGCGUUCGCCCCAGCGUUUCUGGCCUGCCAAAGGACGCAAGCAGCAACGAGAUCGUGGUGAUGACCUUGAAGGUCUGCUUGGAGAUGAGUUGGACGAGGACUCUCGCGGCUGGAACGUCCGUCGAGUCGAUAGAACCACCACACGAUCACGCCCAGUCCACCACUCACGCCGUUCAAGUUUAAGGCAGAGUGUGCAGCUUGCUGGUUACAUGCGACAGGAAUAUGCUGAGUUGCGCGAGGAACCUGAAGUUAGCAACAAGGACUCAAGAGAGAUCGAAGUUGCCCGUCUGCAGCAGAAACGAUAUCCUCCCAAUAUUGUCUCUAAUGCUAAGUACUCUUUAUGGUCCUUCUUACCCUUGACCCUCUACAACGAGUUUCGCUUCUUCCUCAACAUCUACUUUCUGCUUGUAGCUCUGUCGCAAAUCAUCCCAUAUUUACGCAUCGGUUACAUGUCGACCUACAUUGCUCCUCUCGUCUUCGUCUUAACCAUAUCUAUCGGCAAGGAGGCAUUUGACGACAUCGCAAGGAGGCGCCGUGAUGCCGAAGCUAAUUCUGAGCUGUAUACAGUGCUGGCCCUGGACCAGGAUGUCUCAGGUCGACCGAUUGCCACACCUGCUCUGGAGAUUCAGAAAAAGUCGAGGGAUCUCAAGGUCGGCGACGUCCUGAAACUGGACAAGAACCGCCGAGUGCCUGCCGAUGUGAUCAUUCUGAAAAGCACUCCUGCUGAGGCAGUAGUAGAUAUUGUACCUGAUCAGUCGCCUGCUGAAGAUUCGUCUGCAGCGGAAACCUUUAUUAGAACUGAUCAGUUGGAUGGUGAGACAGACUGGAAGCUCCGACUUCCUUGUCCACUGACUCAAGGUCUGAAUGUGGCCGAUUUACGUCGGCUACGAAUCGCCGCUGGCGCCCCAAGUCAGAAGGUCAAUGAUUUUGUAGGAACUGCAGCUCUGACACCUGCACCAUCAGCCUAUGAUCCACAUGUUGCUAAGGAUAGAGAGGACGAAGAUGCGAAUACAGCCGAGUCAGAUCCAUCAACCACAUCUGUGCCUUUGUCUAUUGAUAAUACUGCUUGGGCCAAUACUGUGUUAGCGUCGAACACGACUACACUUGCUGCUAUCAUUUAUACUGGUAAGCAAACACGAUCAGCUAUGUCAACGAGUCAGUCUCGAUCAAAGAUUGGUCUUCUGGAAAUGGAGAUCAAUACACUCACCAAAAUUUUGUGCAUAAUGACACUUAGUCUGUCAAUCAUUCUGGUUGCUCUGGAAGGCUUCGAGCCAUCGAACAAGAAACCAUGUCUGCGUGUCAACCUUGACAUGGGCAAGACUGUCUAUGCCCAUUUCAUCGAACGCGAUCGGGGAAUCCCAGACACUGUGGUCCGUACUAGCACUAUCCCGGAGGAUCUUGGUCGCAUCGAGUAUCUGCUCUCGGACAAGACAGGAACCUUGACUCAAAACGAAAUGCAGCUUAAGAAGAUUCAUGUUGGCACAGUAUCAUAUGCUGGAGAAGCAAUGGAGGAAGUCUCGACCUAUAUUGACCAAGCAUUCGCCCAGGAUGUGGAACAAAAGCAACUUGCUCGUACAAAUGGCACUACACCUCGCAGUCGACGAGAGGUCGGAACUCGCGUACGCGACCUCGUGGUUGCACUUGCACUCUGUCACAAUGUGACACCAUCGACUGAAGAAGUUAACGGCGAACAGAUAACCUCAUAUCAGGCUUCUUCACCCGAUGAGAUUGCUAUUGUCGAGUUCACGGAAAGUGUGGGACUAAGAUUGCACCAGCGUACACGCGAGAUGAUCACUUUGCAAUCCACGACGACCAACAAGAUCGUCCUCACCGCCCAAAUUCUCGACAUUUUCCCAUUCACAUCCGACAGCAAACGUAUGGGUGUCAUAGUCCGUGUCUCUUCUGAUCUGCCAGAUUUGAACAUUACUGACGACCUGGUCUUCUACCAGAAAGGCGCUGAUACAGUAAUGAGUACUAUCGUGGCAGCAAAUGAUUGGCUCAAUGAAGAGACUGCAAACAUGGCUCGAGAAGGUCUUCGUACUCUAGUCGUUGGCCGCAAGAAGCUAACACAGCAACAAUACGACGCUUUCGCAUCCGCGUACCGGACCGCAAGCCUGUCUUUGCAGAAUCGCGACACCAACAUAGCAUCAAUAGUGGCACAGCACCUGGAGCACUCUCUAGAGCUACUCGGCGUCACUGGUGUUGAAGACCGGCUUCAGAAGGACGUUAAACCCUCCCUCGAACUCCUUCGCAACGCAGGCGUCAAGGUCUGGAUGCUGACAGGCGACAAAGUCGAAACAGCACGCUGCGUCGCUGUAUCUGCUCGCCUCGUUGCCCGCGGCCAAUCAAUCACAACCAUCGCCAAGAUUCCCAACAAGCAAGCAGCCCAAGACGCCCUCGAUGGCCUCCAAAACAGAUCCGACGUCUGCAUGCUCAUCGACGGCGAAUCCCUCGCCAUCAUGCUCACCCACCACCGCACACAAUUCAUCAGUAUCGCAGUCACCCUCCCCUGCGUCGUCGCCUGCCGCUGCUCUCCAACUCAAAAAGCAGAAGUUGCAUCCCUGAUCCGCAUACACACUAAAAAACGCGUCUGCUGCAUCGGCGACGGCGGCAACGACGUCUCCAUGAUCCAAGCCGCCGACGUCGGCAUCGGCAUCGUCGGCAAAGAAGGUCGACAAGCCUCUCUCGCGGCGGAUUUUUCCAUCACCCAAUUCAGCCAUGUGACAAAACUGCUCGUCUGGCACGGGCGGAACAGCUAUAAGCGCUCUGCGAAAUUGGCGCAAUUUAUCAUCCAUCGCGGUCUGAUUAUUAGUGUCUGUCAGACAAUGUACAAUAUUGCUGGGAAGUUUGACCCGAAGGGGUUGUUCAAGGAUUGGCUGCUGGUCGGCUAUGCGACUGUAUACACUAUGGCGCCUGUUUUCUCACUUGUGCUUGACAGAGACGUUGACGAGAAGCUCGCGAAUUUAUACCCAGAGCUAUACAAGGAAUUAAAGACCGGACAGAGCCUAUCAUACAAGACCUUCUUCACCUGGGUCGCAGUCAGUAUCUACCAAGGCAUCGUCAUCCAAGGCCUAUCUCAACUCCUCGUCGGAGCCGUCGACGGACCACGCAUGCUAUCCGUUUCUUUCACGGUGCUCGUGCUAAAUGAGCUAAUCAUGGUGGCCGUGAGCAUCACGACUUGGCACCCCAUCAUGAUAUUAUCCAUCGUUGGCACGGGUGUCUUCUAUGCGGCCAGUGUACCGUUUUUGGGAGCGUAUUUUGAUCUUGCGUAUGUGGUUAGUUGGAGCUGGGUUUGGAGGGUUGCGGCUGUUGCGGCGAUUAGUUUGGUGCCUGUUUGGGGUGGCAAAUUGAUUAGUAGGGCGGUGAGGCCGCCGAGUUAUAGAAAGGUGCAGGUGUGA
Lithohypha guttulata is the source of this 3579-nucleotide messenger RNA. It is a transcript of the gene NEO1, whose product is annotated as putative aminophospholipid-translocase. The record is from RefSeq and is a predicted model, not a curated record. Gene Ontology annotation, molecular function: ATPase-coupled intramembrane lipid carrier activity; ATP binding; ATP hydrolysis activity. Bases 1 to 3579 code for a protein of 1192 amino acids. Gene Ontology annotation, biological process: retrograde vesicle-mediated transport, Golgi to endoplasmic reticulum; endocytosis; phospholipid translocation. Gene Ontology annotation, cellular component: plasma membrane; endosome; trans-Golgi network. NCBI's taxonomy places the organism in Eukaryota, Fungi, Ascomycota, Eurotiomycetes, Chaetothyriales, Trichomeriaceae. The transcript is spliced from 2 exons.